UCGCGCGUCCGCCACCACCCCCCACCUCGUGAGUCGCGCGAGCCCGGUGGGCGUCGCCCGUCACCGCCAGCUCGGGGGGCGCUCGCCGUCCGCGCCGCGAUCCCUUUUGGCCCCACUCGCCAGCCACCGCAAACAAAGCCACGGCCGCGCGCCCGCCGUACACUCCAACCCCCCUCCUCUACCCUCAGUCCUCACUCCGCCCACUCCUCCACCGCUGCCCGCCCGCCCGCCCGCCCGCGUGCGCCGGCGUCCGACGACGAUCGAUCCCGCGGCGGUGCCAUGUCGUCGGCGGCCGCGUCGGCCGCUCCCUCAGCCUUCAUCCUCGCGCCCUCCUCAGCCACCCCGGGGGGCCGCAGGCGGGGCGCCCCGCCGUUCCUCCGUGGGGCGAACCUGAAUUUCCCAUUCUGGGCGCCGCCGCCGCCACCUCGGGGCGCGACGGUGGUGCGCGCGGAGGCUGGGACCGGAGGCAAGGACGACGCGGCGCGGCCGCCGGAGCGGAGGGGCGACGCCGACGCCAGCAGCAGGCAGCCCCGCGCGCGGCGCAAGGCGGCGGUCUCCAAACGGAGGGAUCCUGUUCAGCCGGUCGGCCGUUACGGCUCCGGGUCCGGGGCGGGGAACGCCGCAGCCACCAGGGGCGCCGCCGCGUCCGGCCGGAACGGCGCGCUGGCGGGCGGCGAAAUCAAGUCCAUCGUCGCCACGCCGCCGGCGAGCAUUGUGAAGUUCGAAGGCCCGGGCUACACCGUGAUCCUCCCCGCCCAAGACAUAGCGCCGGCGCCGCCCAGGACUGUCGCCCCCUCCUCGAAGCCGCCGUUGCCGCCGUCUGAGGAGGACUUUGUGCCGCCGCCGCCAACUUCCAUUCCCAAGCCUGACACCUAUGGCAAUGCUGAACUUGCAGAGAAGAAACGUGCACAGGCUGAUAUCGGUGGAGUUCCAAAUCCAAUUCCACCUCCGACUCAGCCGCCUGUGCCUGAGGUGCAAGAGGCCGCUUGGGAUUUCAAGAAAUAUAUCGGUUUUAACGAUCCUGCCGAAAUGAAGGGUGAUACCGGGGCUGAUGCAGAUGGUGCUGGUUCUUUUGAAAAUUACGAGAACGAUGAUCCUGGGCCUUUGGCCGGGGAGAAUGUCAUGAACGUGAUCGUGGUGGCUGCUGAAUGUUCUCCUUGGUGCAAAACAGGUGGUCUUGGAGAUGUUGCGGGAGCUCUGCCCAAGGCUUUGGCAAGAAGAGGGCAUCGUGUUAUGGUUGUGGUACCAAGGUAUGGGGACUAUGCGGAAGCCUCUGACAUGGGAAUCGUGAAAUAUUACAAAGCUGCAGGACAGGACUUGGAAGUGAAAUAUUUCCAUGCUUUUAUCGAUGGAGUAGAUUUUGUGUUCAUUGAUGCGCCUCUCUUCCGGCACCGUCAAGGUGACAUAUAUGGGGGGAAUAGACAGGAAAUUAUGAAGCGCAUGAUUUUGUUCUGCAAGGUUGCUGUUGAGGUUCCUUGGCACGUUCCAUGUGGCGGUGUGUGCUAUGGUGAUGGCAAUUUGGUGUUCAUUGCUAACGACUGGCACACUGCACUCCUGCCUGUUUAUCUGAAAGCAUAUUACAGAGACAAUGGACAAAUGCAGUACACUCGCUCCGUUCUUGUCAUACAUAACAUUGCUCACCAGGGUCGCGGCCCUGUAGCUGAAUACCCGUACAUGGACCUGCCUGAACACUACCUCCAGCACUUCGAGCUGUACGACCCCGUCGGCGGUGAGCACGCCAACAUCUUCGCCGCGGGUCUGAAGAUGGCGGACCGGGUGGUCACCGUAAGCCGCGGCUACCUGUGGGAGCUGAAGACGGUGGAAGGCGGGUGGGGCCUCCACGACAUCAUCCGGUCCAACGACUGGAAGAUCAACGGCAUCGUGAACGGCAUCGACCACCAGGAGUGGAACCCGGAGGUGGACGUGCACCUGCGGUCGGACGGGUACACCAACUACGGCCUCCGGACGCUGGACGCCGGCAAGCGGCAGUGCAAGGCGGCCCUGCAGCGGGAGCUCGGGCUUGAGGUCCGCGACGACGUGCCGCUGCUCGGUUUCAUCGGGCGGCUGGACGGGCAGAAGGGCGUGGACAUCAUCGGGGACGCGAUGCCGUGGCUGGCCGGGCAGGACGUGCAGCUGGUGAUGCUGGGCGCCGGGCGCGGCGACCUGGAGCGGAUGCUGCAGCACUUGGAGCGGAUGCACCAAGACAAGGUGCGCGGGUGGGUCGGGUUCUCGGUGCCCAUGGCGCACCGGAUCACGGCGGGCGCCGACGUGCUGCUGAUGCCGUCCCGGUUCGAGCCCUGCGGUCUGAACCAGCUGUACGCGAUGGCGUACGGCACCGUCCCCGUGGUGCACGCCGUGGGCGGGCUGCGGGACACGGUGGUGCCCUUCGACCCGUUCGGCGACGCCGGGCUAGGGUGGACGUUCGACCGCGCCGAGCCCAACAAGCUGAUCGAGGCGCUCGGGCACUGCCUCGACACGUACCGGAACUACAGGGAGAGCUGGAGGCGCAUCCAGGAGCGCGGUAUGUCGCAGGACCUUAGCUGGGACCACGCCGCCGAGCUCUACGAGGAGGUCCUCGUCAAGGCCAAGUACCAGUGGUGAACUGAACACCCUCCGCGUCGAUCGAUCCGUCGGUCGGUAGAGCAACUUCGUUCUGCUUGUGUUGUUUUGAUUUAGUUUCUCCGGCUUUGAUCCAUUGUACAUUCCGCAUUCAUCGGUCUCGGUGAAGAGCUUCGUAUGCAACGCCGCGGUGGUGUGGCCAUACAGGGGGGAAAGACAGAGAUAGUAUGGUAGAAUGGUAGUGGGUUGAGCUGUGUGCUUUCGACUGGGUUCGUACAUCGUAGAGCAGUAGUGGAUGUUGUGUGGAAGUAUGCAUUUCUACAGAUUUGGGAUGCCAACUUAAUAAGUGUAGACGUGUAGCUACUAGCCUGCUAUAUCAGUCGAUACAGUGUUACUUCUUGAAAGUGACGGCUCGCUGUUGUCA
Setaria italica (foxtail millet) is the source of this 2983-nucleotide messenger RNA. Its product is annotated as soluble starch synthase 2-3, chloroplastic/amyloplastic. The transcript has 8 exons. The record is from RefSeq and is a predicted model, not a curated record. Gene Ontology annotation, molecular function: alpha-1,4-glucan glucosyltransferase (UDP-glucose donor) activity. Bases 280 to 2601 code for a protein of 773 amino acids. NCBI's taxonomy places the organism in Eukaryota, Viridiplantae, Streptophyta, Magnoliopsida, Poales, Poaceae.